AUGCUCUCCGUCCUAAGCACAGGUCUCGCCCUGUUGGGUGCCGUGCAGACCUGCCUCGCCGCACCUACGGCGGGCUGCGGAAAGGCGGCUCCAUCCUCUGGCACAAAGUCCAUCACGGUCAACGGACGCCAGCGACAAUACAUCCUGCAGCUGCCGUCCAGCUACAACGCACAGACCGCCCACAGGCUCGUUUUCGGCUUCCACUGGCGCGACGGGUCCAUGAAUGACGUGGCCAACGGGCAGUUUUACGGACUGAGACCCCUGGCCGGGAACACGGCCAUCUUUGUUGCCCCCAACGGGCUCAACAAUGGCUGGGCCAACAGCGGCGGCGAGGACAUUGCCUUUGUUGACGCGAUCCUGAACAGCGUCAAGAACGACUUGUGCAUCAACGACGCCGAGAUCUUUGCCACCGGCUGGAGUUAUGGUGGCGCCAUGAGCCACAGCGUCGCUUGCUCGCGGCCGGACGUCUUCAAGGCCGUCUCCGUCAUUUCCGGCGCCCUCCUCUCCGGGUGCUCGGGCGGCAACAGUCCCGUCGCAUACCUCGGCAUCCAUGGCGCCGCCGACAAUGUCCUGGGCAUCGGGCUCGGCCGCCAGCUGCGCGACAAGUGGCUGACUACCAACGGGUGCCAGUCCAAGUCGGCUUCCGACCCAGGGGCGGGAGCCCAGCAGCACAUCAAGACUACCUACACCUGCUCGCGCGCCGCCGUCACCUGGAUCGGCCACGGCGGCGGUCACGUCCCCGACCCGAGCGGCACGGGUGGUCAGAAGUUUGCGCCCGGCGAGACUUGGAGCUUCUUCAAUGCUGCGGUUGGUGGGGGAGGUGGAGGUGGUGGUGAUGAUGGCGGCGGCGGCGGCGGGGGUGGCGGUGGUGGUGGUGGUGGUGGUGGUGGGGGAACCCCAAGCCCAAGCUGCGCCGCGCGAUGGGGACAGUGCGGCGGUCAGGGAUGGUCGGGGCCGACGUGCUGCUCCGAGGGAACUUGCACUGCAUCAAACCAAUGGUACUCGCAAUGUAUCUAA
Molecule: messenger RNA, 1017 nt
Organism: Pyricularia pennisetigena
Lineage: Eukaryota; Fungi; Ascomycota; Sordariomycetes; Magnaporthales; Pyriculariaceae
Exons: 2
Coding region: 1-1017 (338 amino acids)
Biological process (GO): carbohydrate metabolic process
Cellular component (GO): extracellular region
Molecular function (GO): feruloyl esterase activity; cellulose binding
Source: RefSeq, a predicted model, not a curated record